AUGGCUUGGAACCCUUAUGGUGAGGAUUUUUUGGGGGACAAACAGUUCGCGAAAGUACUAAGGAAAAGAAGAAGACAGCCUCCAAAGCUGUAUCAAGUGGAGGAUGUGGUGGGAGAGGAGGACAGGGGCGGACACGUCUGGGUGAAAGUCAGGUGGGCAGGAAGUUGGCCUGGGAGGCAGUUUUCUUGGGUACCUCUCCAGGAAAACCCAGAGUUGGAGGCCUACCUCCACCACUACAUGGAGGCCACCACUCUGGGUAGGGGAGGGAUCCAAGAAGACGAGGCAUCGAUUCUACAGUACCUCAAGACGGCUAUCUACACUGCCCUAGGAGAGGGUAGCCACAGAGCUGGUCAGUACAACACCAAGGCCAGCCUGACCCUCCCCUUCCCACGCGCAGAUUUCGACAAGCUUUUUCGUCCUCUGACCAUAGUGGGGUGGGUGGCAGGUGGCUCUGGGCAACCAGAGACCUUCUCCUGCCAUCCAAGCGAACUGUCUCCGGCGUUAGGCAUAGGAUGGCACAAGAAACACCUGAAGACAUCGUCUGCUAUCUUAGUGACAGGUGUGCGUGUCACCUGGGGCUACAGGCCUGUGGUCAGAUAUGACCACUCUGCAUGCCCCAGGUGCAAGCACAAACGUGCAGAGAGACUUCGCCCCUCCCAGUGCUCCCCGAAGGAAAUACUGCAUAACGAUGACGGGUGGCUUACGCUAGUGCUGACCAGGGAGCUUAUAAACACACUCCACCCAAACAGGUAG
Branchiostoma belcheri (Belcher's lancelet) is the source of this 753-nucleotide messenger RNA. RefSeq lists its product as uncharacterized. The transcript is spliced from 4 exons. The record is from RefSeq and is a predicted model, not a curated record. NCBI's taxonomy places the organism in Eukaryota, Metazoa, Chordata, Leptocardii, Amphioxiformes, Branchiostomatidae. Gene Ontology annotation, molecular function: actin binding. Bases 1 to 753 code for a protein of 250 amino acids.